Molecule: messenger RNA, 1088 nt
Organism: Papilio polytes (common Mormon)
Lineage: Eukaryota; Metazoa; Arthropoda; Insecta; Lepidoptera; Papilionidae
Product: maspardin-like
Exons: 5
Coding region: 95-1054 (319 amino acids)
Source: RefSeq, a predicted model, not a curated record
UUAAACGUCAAAAUAGUAGAUGUCAAUGUCAUGUCCGUAAAAAUCUUUCAUUUUUAUUUAAAAUUAAUACAAAUAUAAAUUAAACCAAUAUACAAUGAGUUAUGUGAGUGAUUUAUCACAAUCUAACGAAUAUUUAAGCUUUAGAAGCAGCAUUCCAUUGCGGAAAAUAGUCGUUGAUUCUGACGGUUCCAAGGCUUGGCGUAUAUUUGAUAGCGGACCAAAAUCAGUUCGCUGUCCUUUAAUAUGUUUACCACCAGUAUCUGGGACUGCCGACGUGUUUUUUAUGCAAGUGAUGGGUUUGGCCUCGAGAGGUGUUCGCGUUAUUGCGGCCGAACCACCACCGUACUGGAAUAUGAAAGAAUGGAUUGAUGGUUUUAAACGACUCAUUGAUUAUUUGGAGCUAGACAAGGUUCAUAUAUAUGGUGCUUCACUAGGUGGAUUUAUGGCUCAAAAAUUUGCUGAGUUAACAAGAAACUGUCCAAGAGUGGCCUCACUGGUACUAUGUAAUACAUUUACAGAUACUGCAGUUUUUGAAUAUAAUGAUUCGUCAGCACUUUUCUGGUUGCUUCCAUCUUUAGUGCUGAAAAGAAUGUUAAUGGGCAAUUUUACAACAGACAAAGUUGAUAAGAGGAUAGCAGAAUCUAUUGAUUUCAUGGUAGAAAGGCUCGAAUCCCUCAACCAAUCCGAGUUAGCAUCAAGAUUAACGCUCAAUUGCAGUCCCUGCUACAUACAACCUCAACUGUUAAAUGAUAUGCCAAUAACAAUAAUGGAUGUUUGGGACGAAAGUGCGUUGAGUUCACGAGUUAGGGAAGACCUUUACAAAUCAUAUCCGCAAGCUAAACUGGCACAUUUAAAAAGUGGUGGCAAUUUUCCAUAUCUUAGCAGAAGUGAUGAAGUUAAUCUGCACUUACUGAUACAUUUACGUCAAUUCGAUGGCACGGAGUUAUCGUCAUCAUAUUUAAGUCUUGUACCACAAGCGAAGUCUGGCAACAAUUCUGAACAAGCCUCCGUCAGCUAUUUCAAUCAGAGUGAUAAGUUUGUUAAAAUAUCGUGAAACGGCGAAUAUAUCUCUAUUGCCUUUGAAAUAA